AUGACGACCGCCCAUAGGCCCACCUUCGAUCCCGCACGCGGUAAAGAGGCCCAGCGUGGACCUGCCUAUCAUCAGCGACUCCUCCCUGCGCAUACAACACUCAAGCAUAGACAACCAGGCCAGGGCGGAGAUGUCGAUAAACAAAAGCGCGACCUGCGCGCCGAACUCUUGGAGGCAGAGGCACGCUAUGCGGCGAAGAGGAACGGCACAUACGUAGAGCCGGACGCCGCGGCCGAGCCUGGAAGUGCGCCUAAGCGCCAGAUUGACAACGUGUCAGUUGACAAAGACGGCGAAGAAGACGAAGCAGCACAGAAACGGCGGCGAAUAGAAUUACUUGAAAAGUUCAGGGAUGUGGAUGCGGACGAUAGCAGUAGUGAGGAAGAGAGUAGCGACGAUGACGAUGAAGACGGCGAAGGAGCCCUUCAGAGGGAGCUCGAGAAGAUCAGAAAGGAGCGUGCUGCAGCUAAAGCCAAGGAGGAGGCCGAACGAGCUGCCGAAGAGGAACAACAACGUGAAAUCGAUGUUGCUCGGGGCAACCCGCUGCUCAACGCCAAAGACUUUACCAUGAAGCGCCGAUGGGACGACGAUGUCGUAUUCAAGAACCAAGCACGUGGUACAGAGGACAGGAACAAAAAGAAGGAAUUCAUCAACGACAUGCUGCGGUCCGACUUUCACAAGAAGUUCAUGUCCAAAUACGUGCGAUGA
This is a messenger RNA of Bipolaris sorokiniana ND90Pr, 705 nucleotides long. RefSeq lists its product as uncharacterized. The transcript is spliced from 3 exons. The record is from RefSeq and is a predicted model, not a curated record. Gene Ontology annotation, biological process: mRNA cis splicing, via spliceosome. Gene Ontology annotation, molecular function: RNA binding. Gene Ontology annotation, cellular component: catalytic step 2 spliceosome. NCBI's taxonomy places the organism in Eukaryota, Fungi, Ascomycota, Dothideomycetes, Pleosporales, Pleosporaceae. The coding region runs from base 1 to 705 and encodes 234 amino acids.